Molecule: messenger RNA, 2121 nt
Organism: Oreochromis aureus
Lineage: Eukaryota; Metazoa; Chordata; Actinopteri; Cichliformes; Cichlidae
Product: deleted in malignant brain tumors 1 protein-like
Exons: 8
Coding region: 1-2121 (706 amino acids)
Cellular component (GO): membrane
Source: RefSeq, a predicted model, not a curated record
AUGCCCACCCCAGCUGCCUCUCACCAAGGGCAACUUCAGACCGAGACAGAGUCCAGCCCUUCUCCAGGAGACUCACACAUUGCCCCUGACGCCUACAGUAGGGCCCUGGGGGUGGUGGGCAUACAGGACAGUGGGCCUAUGAACUAUUUUCAGGCUGGGCCCCAUGGGCUAAAGCCCGGCUACCAGGCGCUCAACCUCGGGGGGUCCUUCAAGCUUGUGUCCUCCAGACCAUACAGACCAGUUGAAGGGGAAGUCCGCCUUAUAAAUGAAGGACAUGGUUCAUGCUCUGGCAGGGUGGAGAUCUUCCACAGAGGCCAGUGGGGGACAGUGUGUGAUGAUUCAUGGGGCCUGGAGGAUGCUCUGGUGGUAUGUAGGCAGCUGGGCUGUGGUAGGGUCCUCUCAACACCAACUAAUGCACAAUUUGGACAGGGCACAGGACCCAUCUGGAUGGAUGAUGUUGCAUGCACAGGCCGGGAAUCCAAGCUUUCUGAGUGCCGCCACUCAGGAUUUGGAUCUCACAACUGCGGCCACGAUGAAGACGCUGGUGUCAUCUGUCAAGCAGUUGAAGGGGAGGUCCGCUUGGUUAAUGGAGGACAUGGCUCCUGCUCUGGCAGGGUGGAGAUCCUCCACAGUGGGCAGUGGGGGACAGUGUGUGAUGAUUCUUGGGAUAUGGAGGAUGCUCUGGUGGUAUGUAGGCAGCUGGGCUGUGGUGAGGUCCUCUCAGCACCAAGUAAUGCACACUUUGGACAGGGCACAGGACCCAUCUGGAUGGACAAUGUGUCAUGCACAGGCAGGGAAUCCAAGCUUUCUGAGUGUCACCACUCAGGAUUUGGAUCUCACGACUGCGGCCACAGUGAAGACGCUGGUGUCAUCUGUGAAGCAGUUGAAGGGGAGGUCCGCUUGGUUAAUGGAGGACAUGGCUCCUGCUCUGGCAGGGUGGAGAUCCUCCACAGUGGGCAGUGGGGGACAGUGUGUGAUGAUUCUUGGGAUCUGGAGGAUGCUCUGGUGGUAUGUAGGCAGCUGGGCUGUGGUGGGGUCCUCUCAGCACCAAGUAAUGCACGAUUUGGACAGGGCACAGGACCCAUCUUGAUGGACGAUGUGUCAUGCACAGGCAGGGAAUCCAAGCUUUCUGAGUGUCACCACUCAGGAUUUGGAUCUCACAACUGUGGCCACAGUGAAGAUGCUGGUGUCAUCUGUCAAGAUGUGAACACAGCAGAUCCUGGAUUUCCUUAUUCCACACCUUCUUCAACACCACAGACCUCUCCAGCCUUUCAGGUGGAUGUUACAGGUACAACAGCAGUGGACAACAGCACAGCAGUGGAAGGGGAGGUCCGCUUGGUUAAUGGAGGAAAUGGCUCCUGCUUUGGCAGGGUGGAGAUCUUCCACAGAGGGCAGUGGGGGACAGUGUGUGAUGAUUCAUGGGGCCUGGAGGAUGCUCGGGUGGUAUGUAGGCAGCUGGGCUGUGGUGGGGUCCUCUCAGCACCAAGUAAUGCACACUUUGGACAGGGCACAGGACCCAUCUGGAUGGACAAUGUGUCAUGCACAGGCAGGGAAUCCAAGCUUUCUGAGUGUCACCACUCAGGGUUUGGAUCUCACGACUGCGGCCACAGUGAAGACGCUGGUGUCAUCUGUGAAGAUGUGAACACAGCAGAUCCUGGAUUUCCUUAUUCCACACCUUCUUCAACACCACAGACCUCUCCAGCCUUUCAGGUGGAUGUUACAGGUACAACAGCAGUGGACAACAGCACAGCAGUGGAAGGGGAGGUCCGCUUGGUUAAUGAAGGAAAUGGCUCAUGCUUUGGCAGGGUGGAGAUCUUCCACAGAGGGCAGUGGGGGACAGUGUGUGAUGAUUCAUGGGGCCUGGAGGAUGCUCGGGUGGUAUGUAGGCAGCUGGGCUGUGGUAGGGUCCUCUCCGCACCAACUAAUGCACAAUUUGGUCAGAGCACAGGAACCAUCUGGAUGGAUGAGGUUGCAUGCACAGGCCGGGAAUCCAAGCUUUCUGAGUGCCGCCACUCAGGGUUUGGAUCUCACAACUGUGGCCACAAAGAAGACGCCGGUGUCAUCUGUGAAGGUAAAUUUGAGGAGCUGGAGACACUGGAGGCACUUAUUAUCCUCAUAUAG